Molecule: messenger RNA, 1723 nt
Organism: Metopolophium dirhodum (rose-grain aphid)
Lineage: Eukaryota; Metazoa; Arthropoda; Insecta; Hemiptera; Aphididae
Exons: 6
Coding region: 637-1293 (218 amino acids)
Molecular function (GO): sequence-specific DNA binding
Source: RefSeq, a predicted model, not a curated record
GCUUGUACGACGCUGCCGGUCGUCCAAUAUCCGUAUAUAAGAACUCAGCUUAAACGUCCCCGCACGCACACGAUUACUGCCUUAUAGAUCAUAUACAAUGGAUAGAGCUUAUGUAUGGAGCGUGCGUAAUAACUCAUACCUUGAAGUUAAAUGGGUGGUGGUGGGUUAUGUUGGACCGUGAAUUAAGAUAUACUUAAUUAUGUCUUAAUUCGUGGUCCAUCAUAACACACCACCACCCAUUUAACUUCAAGGUACAACCAGUUAUUACGCACGCGUUUCGCCAACAAUCACUAUAAAAUAACUAAUAUGUGGGCCGUGGGGGGGUUAUGUUGGACACAGCAAAUGAUUAAAGUAGCUCCAUCCAUUGUAUAUAAUAUAUGAUCUAAGAUUGCUGCGAAUCGCUUACAUUUCACGGUACACAACAGUAAUGCGCAUGCUCAGAAAUAUAUGUGAACGAUACAGAGUACAGACUGUCAUACUGUUAACUGAUAACGUUAAAAUUAAAUAUUAAAACGUUUAAAAUCAAAUUUUUGAAUUUUGUUUACUUAUUAAAUAUGCUACCAAGUGGCAAGUACUAACUAAUUACUAAUUGGAUGUCAAAAUUGUAUAUUAAAUUAUUAAAUUGUUUUCAUCAACAUGGGCAGAGUGUGUUGUUUUUAUUGCCAAUCAACGCCAUCCAAGAUCUCAGGCUUAACAUUGCACACGUUACCUGCUGAUAAAUAUUUAUGUAACGCUUGGCUAAAAGCCUGUGGCUAUACGGAAAACGACUAUUCGCCAGAUAGGAGAAUAUGUUCCCUCCACUUUGAAGAUCAUUGUUAUAAGGCGACAACAAGGAAAUUAUUAAAACCUGGUGCAGUUCCUACAAAAUUUAAGAAGAUUGCACAACAUUUAUAUGUUAACAAGCCUAAAAUGCAAAUGAUUGAACCUGAUCAAUCUAUGGUAUCCUAUAGUAAAAAUAUACUUGAAAUAACUGACAGUGAACCGUCUUGUUCACACAAUGUCACAAUUCAAAAUAUUAAUCAAAUACUUGAAAUAACUAUCAAUGAACCAUCUUCUACACCAUCUGAGUGCAUUAUUGAAACUCCAAAACGAAGGAGGAUUUGUUAUGUUGGUGAUGUAACUACUCCAGAUUUGAGUACUCCGAAACGUGCUAAAGAAAGUUUCAAAUUGGUUAAAUUAAAAAUCAUUAAACAGAGGAGAAAAAUCAAAACAUUAAAACAACAAAUUAAUAGGUUACAAAAAAAAUUAUCAUCAUUGAAAAGUUUGUUUGCAUGCAUGAAAAAACGGAAUUAAUGAGUGAAGCAGCCUAUGACAACAUUCUGGUAAUGUAUAAACUAUAAACUAACUUUAUAAAUCAUUGGAAACAAUAAAUUAACAUUAACUCUUGAAAUUAUGUUAUUUGUGUAGCUAAUAUUAAUACAAUUUUUAUUUUUUGUUUUGUUUUUACGAAUUUCAAUCAUCUUGAUUUGUAUCAAAAAUGGACCAAUAAAAUCAAAAUUGUGUUUGUGGUUUUCUAAUGAAAUUGUGUUUUUUGUGUGAUUAUUAAUUUAAUAUUAUUAAUAUUUCAAUAUAUUUACAUUAAUUAUACUUUAGUAGUAGUGUAUUUUUUUUCUUCUAGAACACUAGAGUAGUAUUAGACUAGUUGUAGUAGUCGAGCAGUUGUUGAUUUUUUUUAUGUAUAAACUGUAUAAAUCAUUGUAAACAAUAAAUUGACAUUAACUCA